AUGAUGCUAAACAGGCUUUUUGGUUCCCUAAGAACGUAUGCAACUAGGGCAAAUCUUUCGAAACUGAGAAAUAUAGGUAUUAUAGCACAUAUCGAUGCUGGUAAGACUACUACAACCGAAAGAAUGUUAUACUAUUCUGGUAAGAUCAAUAGAAUUGGAGAUGUAGAUCAAGGUGACACCAUUACUGAUUUUUUACCACAAGAGAGGGCGAGAGGUAUAACCAUUCAAAGUGCGGCAAUAUCUUUCAAUUGGCAAGAUAAUUACAAGAUAAAUUUAAUAGAUACACCAGGACAUGCAGAUUUUUCUUUCGAAGUGAUUAGGGCCGUUAAAGUUCUGGAUGGAUGUGUUACCAUAUUAGAUGCAGUAGCAGGUGUCGAGGCACAGACUGAGAAAGUAUGGAAGCAAUCAAAGAAUAUACCCAAAAUCUGCUUUAUCAACAAGAUGGAUCGUGAAGGUGCUGGAUAUAGUAGAACUGUUAAAGAACUAAUCACUAAGAUGAGAACCAAAGUUGCCCUGAUUAAUAUGCCCCUGUUCAAAUACGAUACCAAGACGCAAACCAAUUCCUUUGAAGGUGUCAUCGACUUGGUUAAUCAGAAAGUUUUGAAAUGGUCUGCACAAGACCCUGAUCACGUAGAAGUGAUUGAGGCGAUAGAGGCUGCUUCGGAAAUUAAAGAACAAUUUCUGCAGGGCAGGGAAUCUCUUGUGGAAGCUUUGGGAGAAUUUGACGAAAGUUUAGUGGAAUAUUUCUUGGACCAAGCGGAAGGUGAUUAUUUAAAGAUUCCCGCCAAUUUAUUGAACCAAUCGAUAAGACAAGCGACUUUGCAUCAGCACUUGACUCCAGUUUUGUGUGGGGCUUCAUUUAAAAAUAUUGGUGUGCAACCUUUACUUGAUGCAGUGGUCGAUUACCUACCGUCUCCUUUAGACGCUAGAAUCCCAGAGGUCAAUCAUGAUCAUUUGCCCAUGUCCCAAGAUCCUAAAGUAGGUGUUCUCAUUAAUGGCAAUAAAAAUUUGUGUGUUGCAUUUGCGUUUAAAGUAAUAACAGAUCCCAUAAGAGGAACGAUGAUUUUUAUCAGAGUGUACUCAGGGACAUUGAACAGCAAUAGUACUGUUUACAACUGUUCUAGAGCUAGCAAAUUUAAACUGGGUAAAUUGGUUCUACUACAUGCCAAUGUUUACGAAGAGACGCCUCAACUCUAUCCAGGUGAGAUUGGUGUUUUGUCAGGUGCUAAUGUAGCUAACAAUGUUUCUACAGGCGAUACUAUUGUGAGCCAUUCUGUGAAGAAAGAUGGAUUAAAAUCACUAAAUAAAAAUACCGAAUUGACUUUAAGAAUUAACCCAAUUGCGGUUCCGCCACCUGUUUUUGUUGUCUGUGUAGAACCAAAAACAUUGGGAAACAAAAAAGCUAUGGAAGAAGCUCUCAGUCUUAUUGUGAGGGAGGAUCCAAGCUUAGUGGUCUCGAAGGACGAAGAAACUGGUCAAACGCUCUUGGGCGGUAUGGGAGAAUUACAUUUGGAAAUUGCCAGAGACAGAUUAUUGAAUGAUUUACAUGCAGGUGUCAACAUCGGUAAAGUAAUGGUCUCUUACAAAGAGGCUAUCAAUGAAUCAAGCCAAGAGUCCACUGCCGAAAAUGAUAGCGGUUGUCGCUUUACACUGUCAGUGGAACCAAUACCACUAGAUGUUCCGAUAGAAGAGACAAUUGCCUCUGACAAAAGUGGUUCCAAAUGGUAUCCACUCGGUAGCGAUAAUAACUACCUUGUGGUAGAACCUCACGAAACUUACAAAUUGGAUAAUUGGAAGUUACAAGUUCCUUAUGAUUCAAUCAUCAAUGCAAUAUUGUCUAGUAGUAUCGCAGCUCUACAAAAGGGUGGAAAAGUGGCAAAUUUUGCUUUACAUUCGUGUGCAGUUAAGUUGAAAGGUAAUUGGCAAGUACCUUUGGAUAUGGAAAAUGUUACUGAGGUUUUGCCGCUAACGAGGAAUCUCAUAAUGGGGAUGCUUGACUCGUUACCAUCCAAUGACUAUUCUGUGUUAGAACCUGUAAUGAAUUUGGAAGUUAAUAUUCCACAAAAGGACGUAGGACCUGUAAUGCAGGAUCUCACAGGGGCUCGUAAGGCAAAUAUUCUGUCCAUCGAAGAUGAACAUGAAAUGUCCGAAACAGACGAUAGUUUAAGCAGUGCUGAUUUCCAUAAAAUGGCACAACAACAGUACUUACCUCCAGACAUGACCCUAAAAAGUGCUCGAUUGGGGGAAAUCGGUAUUAGCAACAAGAUUAUCAGAGCUCUGGUACCGCUCAGAGAGAUGGUUGCUUACACGAACAAGAUUAGAAGUUUGACUCAAGGAAGAGGUACAUUCCACAUAGAUUAUCAUGGGAUGGAUAGAGUUACACAAGAUCGUUUGGAGUCUGUAAUUAACGAAUAA
Messenger RNA from Zygosaccharomyces rouxii, 2415 nucleotides. RefSeq names its product mitochondrial elongation factor MEF2 (gene MEF2). The record is from RefSeq and is a predicted model, not a curated record. The coding region runs from base 1 to 2415 and encodes 804 amino acids. Gene Ontology annotation, biological process: mitochondrial translation; ribosome disassembly. The transcript has a single exon. Gene Ontology annotation, molecular function: GTP binding; GTPase activity. Lineage: Eukaryota; Fungi; Ascomycota; Saccharomycetes; Saccharomycetales; Saccharomycetaceae. Gene Ontology annotation, cellular component: mitochondrion.